AUGGAGCUGGCCGAGACAAAGCGGGUUUCUCUUCACGAGAAAAACUCCCGUAUUUUGACCAUGUUUCCAAGCUGGGCCUCCAAGCUUCUUCGGCAGCGUCGCUACGUAGAGAAAAUAUAUGAGUAUAUGGCUGGGUUCGAGGAGGACUUGGACGAGCUCAAGCUGGAUAUAGAGAGGUUUGAUAAAGAAGGGAAGCUAUUUGAAAAGAGCGAUGUUGUUCUAGAUCUGAACAAGUCGAUUCUUCUAACGUAUGCCUUUGGUGACAUGUACACGAAGGCAUUGGCAUUAGCUACAGGUGGAAAUAUCCGGGCAGAUGUGCUUGGAGAAGGCGUUGAUUUGGAAAAUGCUGUGGAGGAGUAUUUCAAGGGAAAACUGGAGAAAACCUCUCCACCUAUAUUCAUCAGGGUCUACAAUGAGACGGUGAUGGAGGAGGUGCCUGAGAAGGAGACGAACCGGUGGCUUGAGCUACGGCGGAUGCUAGCCGAAGUUGGGCUCACUUUGAAGCUUGACACGAAGACAGUUGAGCUUUCGGGGGAAAGUCCAAAAGAAGAAGAAAGAAGAUGGCCACAGGGAGAGUUUGUCACUGUGGAUCCAUACAACUGGUUCUGUUCGAGCGAAGAGUUUCUCGAGGAAUUUCCCCCAACAGGUGCAGAAAUUCCAGCUGAAGACAUCAUCAAAGACUACGAAAGAAACGACGAUAACGGCCUAUUAUUAGACUUUCUUCUGAAGCGUCUGCCCAAAGUCCCCGUCGACCCUCUUCCAAUUUGCACCCAAUUGUUAGCGGUGCUCCUUGCUGCCUAUAACUACGAAAUUGUACCUAUUCGAAAAGAGAAGGUGAAGGAAACAUGGCAAAUCCUUGAGGCUCUAAGCAUCAGCUAG
This is a messenger RNA of Candidozyma duobushaemuli, 879 nucleotides long. RefSeq lists its product as uncharacterized. NCBI's taxonomy places the organism in Eukaryota, Fungi, Ascomycota, Pichiomycetes, Serinales, Metschnikowiaceae. The coding region runs from base 1 to 879 and encodes 292 amino acids. The record is from RefSeq and is a predicted model, not a curated record. The transcript has a single exon.